This is a messenger RNA of Penicillium griseofulvum, 1857 nucleotides long. RefSeq lists its product as uncharacterized. The transcript has a single exon. Gene Ontology annotation, biological process: transcription initiation at RNA polymerase I promoter; nucleolar large rRNA transcription by RNA polymerase I. Gene Ontology annotation, molecular function: rDNA binding; RNA polymerase I general transcription initiation factor activity. The record is from RefSeq and is a predicted model, not a curated record. NCBI's taxonomy places the organism in Eukaryota, Fungi, Ascomycota, Eurotiomycetes, Eurotiales, Aspergillaceae. Gene Ontology annotation, cellular component: RNA polymerase I upstream activating factor complex. Bases 1 to 1857 code for a protein of 618 amino acids.
AUGAGCGACUCCGCCUCCGUCUAUGAGCCCGACGACUCCGAGUCCGACUCCGACUUCGAACAACCCGAGCCUGAAUCCGACUUCGAGCCAUCCCGCUCGCCCAGUGAACGCUCUCCAACCCCCAAUGGAGAUUCAAACGAAUAUGAUUACCAUAAUGAUCCCUCAUUCGAAGGGAUCGAACGACAACUCGGUGAUGCGCUUAUGGGACGCGACCCGCAAAUGCGUGGAUCGCUCACAUUUCUCCGAGCUUACUCCCACCUCAUCUUGCAAAACGAGGAACUUUAUGAUUUUGCCUCGCUGAGGGAAAAUGAGAACCCAUAUAAUCUCAGUCAAUAUGGCUCGAUGAUCUGGACGCCCGCGGAAAAAGAAGUGUUCUUCAAUGCGCUCGACCGGAAGGGCAAGGGGGGCAUCAAAGAGCUUGCUGCUGCAGUCGGUACCAAGUCUGAGCUCGAGGUCAUGGAAUAUAUCCGAAUUUUGCAUAAGGCCUUGGCGGCUCAGUACAAUUCCGACGUGUACCUGGAGCGCAUGCCUGUCAUGAGUGAUGUCCCGGCAGCCACAGAGCUCAGCAAGGAAUGCUGUGAGCUCCUUGAAGAAUAUGGAGAUGUCCUAGUAUUGAAAGAGUCUCUCGCCGAAGCUCAAGACGGAACGAAGCAACACGGAGACAACUGGAUCAUCACCAGGGCUCAUGCACGGGAUCUGGCCGAUAGGGAGAACAACAGUGCUCGAGGUGACCUCCGCCUCGCAUCUGAUUUGUUCAACCUUCCAGAUUGGCUUCGGCUUUCUUAUAUUUUGUUCAUGAACUUGGGUGGCAAACAAGCGGAGAACAACUGGUGGAAUCUUGCUAAAAGAAAAGACCUAAUUACAGCAUAUGGACAUAAACCAUCUAUGACUGCGGACACUGCUGUGGACUUCUACUCCCUCGCCGUUAGUGUCACACGUCGCUUGGUCCAAUCAUCCCUCUUCUUUGCAAUGUCAAGAUUGCGCAGCUCGAACCGCAGUGGGAAUGAUAGAAAAGGGUACAUUCGCACACGAGACGUGCGGGCCGCUAUUGAAGUGCUCAACAUGAAGCACUGUAGGCCCAACUUAUUGGACACCGCUCGUCGCAAUGAAACAGUCCUUGAAGACAUCAACAACCGGAAAGGCUGGGUGCCUACAGUAUUCACGUAUGAAGAAGCCGAGGAGAUCAUCGACCGACACGAGUGGACGCGGUAUCGUAAAGACGGAACCAUGUACAAUGGUGAAAUCGACGACGAGGACAGUGAAGACGACGAUAUGGAAAUGGAUGAUGAUAUCGACACAGAUGACAAUUUCGAAAUGGAAGUCGACAAGCCAGAGGCAGAACCCGAGCCAAUGCCAGAACCGGAACCAGAGUGUGAACUUGAAGCAGAACCAGAAUCAGAACUAGAUGACAUUGAUCACGAUCCUUCUCGCGUGGAUCCUUCGCGCACGCAAGAGCCCGAGGAACUGGAAAUGGAUCCAGAAGAAGAGCAAGCAGACAUUGCAGACAUGAACGCCAGUCGUCGCGAAGAGGCCAAUUUCCUGAAGUUAAUGGAUCGGCCUGUGCCGAUUGUCGUUGACGAAGAGCCAAUAAAGGAAGAACAAAACGAGGACGGUACCAAGGCACUGCCAGAGCGCAGAAUCAGAGAAGAUAUCCAUAAUUGGCGGGAUCGGAUGAUCUAUCGCAAUGAAUGGGAGGAGUACGGGUACGAUUUCAUCGAGCUGAAGGAAAAUAUCGAAUUCCCUCCGUUGAAAAGGGUCAAAUACAACGAACCAGAAGUUGCUCUCCCCAAGCCGUUACCUUUGAGCGAACCAGCAAUAGUUAAUAGUGAGGAUGAGGAUGAGGAGAACGAGGAUUAA